Molecule: messenger RNA, 2792 nt
Organism: Gastrolobium bilobum
Lineage: Eukaryota; Viridiplantae; Streptophyta; Magnoliopsida; Fabales; Fabaceae
Product: protein PSK SIMULATOR 1-like
Exons: 12
Coding region: 514-2400 (628 amino acids)
Biological process (GO): positive regulation of growth
Source: RefSeq, a predicted model, not a curated record
UGACCAGUUCCCGUGUUGGCAGUAAUCAGAGAGAGAGAGAGAGUAGCGUUUGCUUCCUGCUCACUGCUUAACCUACCAGACGCGCCGCCUCAUGUCUCUUCCAUUGUCAUAAUAAACAUAACAACAUUAUUAUCAUAAUCCCAUUUCUUUUUCUAUUCUCAUAAAAACUAUGAUUUUCCUCUGUUCCAUUCCACCCCAUCAUUAUUCUUAUUCUUAUUAUAUAUAUAUUCUUGCCAACCAAUCGGGAUUUGAGUUUGGACUUUUUCUUUCCAAAUUUUCAAUCUUUGUCUCAAUCCCACAACACCCUUCCUCCCUCCCUCUUCCCUUCCGUUCUUCCCUGUCUCAAAGUUCCACCUAUUCUUUCCCCUUCAGUUACCACCUCACUGUUAUUACUUUAUUCAGCACAACAAAACAAAAAGGGUGUUCUAUGUUAGUUCUUGAUUUGGAUGAACUGAGCUGCCACUAGAUAAUUUUUCUUUUCUUUUUUCUCUUUAAGAUUGAAAAUAUUUUGAUAUGGGGGGUCUUUGUUCGAAGUCUGUGAAAGGUGACAAGGUGUUUGCCAAGACUGAUGGACAUUCUGAUAUUCAUAAAUCUGAUGGUAAGAACUAUGAGGCCACCGUGCCUAGUGAGUUGACAAGUGCAGGGGAGAGAAUGGACAAGAAAAAGCAUGAGCCAGAUGAAGGGACUAGUCCUGAUGAUUUCUAUGAUGGCAUCCCACGCUUUAACGAUUCUUUUCACAACAAGUCUAGGUCAGUAAGAUCAAGGCAAACUGCUGUGGCAAAGGUGUCAGAGGUGAGUUUACGCCUGGGCAGAGCUGGUACUGUCGGAUUUGAUAAGGCAGUAUCUGUUUUGGACACUCUUGGGAGCAGCAUGACAAAUUUAAAUGCUAGCAGUGGGUUUGUGUAUGGAGUUGCAACGAAGGGGAAUGAAAUUGGUAUCUUAGCAUUUGAGGUUGCAAACACUAUUGUCAAGGGUUUUAGUCUUAUGGAAUCUCUUUCAACAAAAAGUAUUAAACACCUAAAAGAAGAGGUGCUUCCGUUAGAGGCUGUGCAAGAUUUAGUAUCAAAAGAUAUGGAUGAACUUCUAAGGAUUGUUGCUGCAGACAAGAGAGAGGAGUUGAAAGUCUUUUCUGAUGAGGUGAUUCGUUUUGGAAAUCGUUCAAAGGAUCCUCAGUGGCACAACUUGGACCGUUACUUUGAGAAAAUUAGCAGAGAACACAGUUCUCAAAGACAAUCAAAGGAUGAGGCAGAAUUAAUGAUGCAGCAAUUGAUGACUUUGGUUCAGUUUACCGCUGAAUUAUAUCAUGAGUUACAUGCUUUGGAUAGAUUUGAACAAGAUUAUCAGCAUAAGCGUGAGGAGGAGGAUAAUUCAGGCGCAGCUCAAAGCGGUGAUAGUCUUUCAAUCUUGAGGGCAGAACUUAAAAGUCAAAAGAAGCAAGUUAAACAUUUGAAGAAAAAGUCACUCUGGUCCAGAAGUUUGGAAGAGGUUAUGGAGAAGCUUGUUGACAUAGUCCAUUUUUUACAUUUGGAGAUAAAUAAAGCCUUUGGCAGUGCAGAUGGCCGUAAACCUUUGAUUCAAACCAACAGUAAUCGCCAAAGAUUGGGUCCUGCAGGCCUUGCUUUGCAUUAUGCAAAUAUAGUGCUCCAAAUUGAUACUCUAGUUGCCAGAUCCAGUUCUAUGCCUGCAAAUACUAGGGAUUCAUUAUAUCAGAGCUUGCCUCCUAAUGUAAAAUCAACUUUGCGUUCCAAAUUACCAAACUUUCAUGUUGUAAAAGAGCUCAAUGUAGCAGAAAUUAAACAAGAGAUGGAGAAAACAUUACAUUGGCUAGUUCCAAUUGCCACAAACACAGCCAAAGCGCAUCAUGGUUUUGGUUGGGUAGGGGAGUGGGCAAACACUGGCUCCGAGCUAAAUAAGAAGACCGUGAAGACUGAUGUAAUGCGGAUUGAAACAUUUCACCAUGCAGAUAAGGACAAAGUUGAAAAUUAUAUACUAGAACUUCUCUUAUGGCUUCAUCGCUUAGCCAUCAAAAGUCAAGCUGGCAGCAAUGGUGGCGAAAUGAGGUCUACCAUCAAGCCACCUGUUGGCAUUUCCCUGCAAAAGACAGUUCAACAAUCUACAAAUUCCCUACUUCCAUUGCUAACAACUGAUGAGCAGAACAUGUUGCAGGAUGUAAGUAAUAAAAUUCGCGUCAGAAGGAUAAGUAAAAGCUUGGACUUUGACAGUGUGAAGACUGGCUUGACAGAUAACAGCAGAUUGACCAAGAGUAGCAGUUAUUCAUCAACAAGUAGAAGCAAGGAAUUAUCUUUUAAUAGAAUUUUGUCUAAGCUUCCUGUGAUUGAUUUUGGUAUUGACAAAAAGAGAGCAUUGGAUGUUAUUGACAGACUAGAUGUGGCCAGAUAAUUUGCUUCUAUUCUCGAGUACCUUUGAAGAAAUGAAAGGAUAGUAGCAAGAUGUGGACGGAAAGAAGAAUGGGACUGACUCUUUUUGUGUAAAUAUACCACAAUAUUCAUGCUGCAAGUGUUGAAUGCCAAAUUUUGGCACCUUGGAUUCACUUAGCUUCAUUAGGGUGCAUUGUUUUGGUGAAGUGCUAUUCUGCACCAUUAUGUAGAUAUUGUCUUUAUUAUGGUACCAAGGGUAUUGAAACGGGGUGGAUUCUGUUUUUUGUUCUUGAGAGUGUAUAGACAAUGAGGAUAUGGUACCUAUGAUAGUUUUGCGUUGCAUGUAUAAUUGUUGGUUUGGUUACCUUGCCUAUGGCCAUUGGCAAUGCUGAAUCUAGUAAUUGUUUUUCUCAA